Molecule: messenger RNA, 1095 nt
Organism: Triticum turgidum subsp. durum (durum wheat)
Lineage: Eukaryota; Viridiplantae; Streptophyta; Magnoliopsida; Poales; Poaceae
Source: the annotation of a GenBank genome assembly
AUGUCGCACGAGCUAGGUCAGUGGCAAGGUACGGAUCUGUCUAUGCUCAUGGACGACAUGGACGACUCGCGCCUGUUCAUGCAGUGGGCGGUGAGCACACUGCAGCAGCAGGAUCCAGGAGGAGCCGGCGGCGGCAGCGAGAAGAGCGCCGGCUUCCCCUGUCUCCAGGCGCUCCGCGAUUCCUCGGAGCUAACGGAAGCACAGAACAGUCUGAGCUCCGGCGACGACACCGGCGGCGGUGGAGGAAUCAUCACCCCAGCCCCCGAUUUGGCUGUGCACCAAGGCAGUUGGUCCAUGUCGUCCCCGACCUCGGGCGGGCCUUUCGCGCCCAGCAGCAUGAGCAGCACCGGCACCAGCAACGCCUUGUCCAUGAGCUGGGACUUCGGCGCUACCUUGCCGCCGCAGCCGGUCAGCAGCGGUGGCGGGGGCACGCUGGCCGCCGGGGCGCCGCUUCGUUCCGGCGUGUCACAGCCAACGAGGAGGGCCUCCACAAAGAGCAGGCCGUACGCGCAAGACCACAUCAUGGCGGAGCGGAAGCGCCGGGAGAAGAUCAACCAGCGCUUCAUCGAGCUCUCCGCCGUCAUUCCCGGCCUCAAGAAGAUGGACAAGGGGACGAUUCUUGCCGACGCGACCAGAUACGUGAAGGAGCUCCAAGAGAGGGUCAAGUACCUGGAGGCUGCCGGCGGCAACCACAGGAGCGUUGAGACCGUGGUGCUCGUCAGGAAGCCACGGUGCCUCGUCGGCUCGGACGGCGAGGCCUGUCCAGGGUUCUUCUCGGCAGCUGGGAUGCCGGCAAAUAGGAGCCAGCUGCCGGAGAUCGAGGCAAAGCUCUCGGAGGACAACGUCAUGGUGAGGAUCCACUGUGAAAUAAAUGGAAAGGGUCUGGUCGCCAGGGUUCUUGCGGAGGUCGAGGAGCUCCACCUCCGCAUCGUCCACAACGAUGUGAUGCCGUUCACGGCGUCCACCGUGAUUAUUACCACCAUGGCGAAGGUGGAGGAGGGUUUUACCGUCAACACAGAGGAGAUAGUAGGAAGGCUCAACUCUGCAUUGUACCAACAUAGCAGCAACAACAACAGUGGCAACAACAAUUAUUAA